This is a messenger RNA of Sporothrix brasiliensis 5110, 903 nucleotides long. RefSeq lists its product as uncharacterized. The record is from RefSeq and is a predicted model, not a curated record. NCBI's taxonomy places the organism in Eukaryota, Fungi, Ascomycota, Sordariomycetes, Ophiostomatales, Ophiostomataceae. The transcript has a single exon. Bases 1 to 903 code for a protein of 300 amino acids.
AUGCCGGCGUCUACUUUCGCAGCGCUCGCCGAUGACCAGAACAUGGAGACCGAUGAGGCCCUUGAUAGCUUCGUUUGUGGCAGCCGCUUAUCUUCACCGAGUUGUGACUCUACACGAAUACUUCCCUCAACCUCACCCGUCGCUAUAUACGGAGAGAAGGUGGAAAGAAACGUUGUUGCCACAGACCUAGCUGACAGUGGGCCCGACGCUCUCACGACCGUGUUCACCAGACUCGUCGUGGCAGAGCCGAUGUGUGGGCUGGAGCGUGCACCGACAGAUCCCAAGUAUUCCAGUCAUGGCCCAGCAAAUGACAAAACGGCUCUAAGGAUCCCACGAGGAGGUCAAGAUGACGAGCCAGAAGCAACCGUGGCCAGCGGUACGGGUAGUCUUUCGCCUGUACAGCAACUGCUGGUACCAGGCAGUAAACAACAAAAGCCCUUUUACAAAUGGGUCAAGGCGCUGAACCGGCGUGGCACCGCACAACGACACCUUCGCCGGAUAGAUACGAGCGACCAGGCACGUUCCGACAAUUCAAACAGGGCAACUUGCAGCUCUGUAUCCCGCCGGAACUCGUCUUCUAUUUCGUCCCUCGCCUACGUCUCGGCCAUCCGUGAUGCAAGCAUCAGUGGUGCUAGUACGAGCCUUGCGCCCUCAUCACGGAAACAGCGAGCGAGAUCUUCCAAAAGACUGUCUAAAACGGACCGAAGCAGCCGUGCAUCCUAUUCUGCAAGGCUCUCCGAGGACGACCGACCACAGACACAGGCCGAGUUGGCAACGCUUGAGCGAUCCAGACACCGUCGCCGUAUCCUUGAAGAGUUGAUCGAGACCGAGGAAGGCUACAUCGGGGACAUUAAAUUCCUGAUGAAGGUCAGCCGUCCUCCAGAAACUGCUUCCAGCCGCUAG